Neurospora hispaniola is the source of this 1119-nucleotide messenger RNA. RefSeq lists its product as uncharacterized. Bases 1 to 1119 code for a protein of 372 amino acids. The transcript has 5 exons. Lineage: Eukaryota; Fungi; Ascomycota; Sordariomycetes; Sordariales; Sordariaceae. The record is from RefSeq and is a predicted model, not a curated record.
AUGUAUGGCCUACAAACUUCAUCUGGAGUUUAUUCGACGGCGCUCAUGAGGAUACAAGCAGAACAAGAUGACAACCCGAAGAUCCAAUGGGCUGUCUCGCACGGAGAGAGACUUGGCUCAUUAAAACUACACGGCCCUUUUUCUGAAAAGCAGAAACAAGUGCCGGAUGAGUGCUCCCAUCGUCACCUGCAACACCCACCCCGGUUCAGUGUGCCACGACCGAAAUGCUUCAUCUUGGCAACGUCACGUGCCUCCACCUGUCGACAACGACAAUCGCACUUGUGCUUGGACCUUUCUCAACUGUCAAUUUCACCGCUGACACCUUGUUACACAACCCACCAAUCAACCUCCGAAUCUCAUUCAUUCACCAGAACUGGAACUCAUCAACUGACAUUCCUAGAACGUCACUAUUCGUAUGAGUGUAAAGCCUCAGCUGCGGAACGGCCCUACAUCCCGAGGCCGUCGCGCACCCAGCAGCUCUUUAACCCCAAGCUGUUACCCAAGCUUACUAGUGCCGUGCCGCCUCAGGACAAGAAAGGUGUGGCCGACGAGAUUCUAGCCCAGAGGGAGGCUGAGCGGGCCAAGAAGAAGGAGCUGGAAAGGGACGACGAGUCACCAUCUAGAGACGUGAGCCCAAGGCGAAGCAGGAGCCUUCUCGCCAUUCCAAGUCACCUCCACGGAGAGCACAUGCGCAAGACUUCUUUGAGCCAUCGCCUAAGGCGCCUUCGGCCCGCCAACGCUCGAUCGACUCCCGGGGUCGGUAUUCUAGCCGGAGGUCAGAGAGCCCGGUCAAGCACUCAUCGCGGAAAGGGUCGCUGCCUCCUCGUCGUCGUUCGCCGUCGCCCCGCCGUGAGCGCGGACGUGACUCCGGGAGGGCAAGGCCAUCCAGGCGCGACUAUUCUGUUUCCGAGUCCAGAUCCAGGUCACCAGUUCGCUCACCGGUCCGGCGAGACGGCAGAGGAGAAAAUCACAGGGCAGGAGGAUACUACCGGGACAGGGAAGAUGGCCGUAGACAGCCGAGAUACAGGAGUCCGUCGCCGCAACGACCUCCAAAGCGCGAACCGUCUCCUGCGCCACCGCCGCGCGAGCGGAGUCUCAGCCCUUUCAGCAAGAGAUUAG